AUGCAGUUCAAGAGCCUCGCCGUUAUCCUUGGCGCCGCCCUCAUGGUGGCGUCGCCCGUCUUUGCCGCCCCCGCCACGCGCACCUGUGGUAACACCGAGGUUGCCCCCGCUGAUGUGGAGCAGGCUCUCUCUGCCCGCGUCGCUGCCGCCCGCUCGGCCCGCACCUCCGGGAGUACUAGCGACCUCGCCUUCACUUCCGCCAGCAUCCCCGUCUACUACCACGUGAUCACCGACGGCACCAACGGCCGCCUCACCUCGAGCCAGAUCAACUCUCAGAUCUCGGUUCUCAACCAGGGCUACUCGGGCACUGGUGUGUCGUUCUACCUCGCCGGUACCGAGACCACCGUCAACUCGAACUGGUUCAACAACGUUAACCAGGGCACCUCUGCCGAGGCUGCCAUGAAGAACACCCUCCGCAAGGGCGGUGCCAACGCGCUCAACGUCUACACCGUCAACUUCACCGGCGGUCUUCUCGGUUACGCCACUUUCCCCUGGAGCUACGCUUCGGCUCCCAAGAACGACGGUAUCGUUCUCCAGUGGACUUCCUACCCCGGAGGUCCGAUCUCAAACUACAACCAGGGCAAGACUCUCGUCCAUGAGGUCGGACACUGGGUUGGUCUUUACCACACCUUCCAGGGCGGUUGCUCCAGCCCCGGUGACUACGUCGACGACACCCCCGCUCAGGGCCAGCCCACCCAGGGCUGCCCUACUACUGCCCCCGACACAUGCUCGGGCGGCGGUGCUGACGACAUCAAGAACUACAUGAACUACAGCUACGACGUCUGCCUCACCCGCUUCACCGCCGCCUCAGUGUUUGAAGUGAUCAACGACUUUGCUUCAGGAUGCGAGCCGCUCGUACGAGCUCCUCCUCCGGUCUGUGGAAUCGACGCGCCACCGGGGUCUGCAGCUGCAGCGCUGUCGAUUUCCGCCGCGCCAAAAUUCCAAAUCCCGCACACUGACGUCCUGCCUGCCCGGGCAAACGCCGCGGAAUUGCCCGACGCCACUUCCCGCACUUUCCGCACUUUCGGCACACCGCAGCUCCUCACGCGCGGAAGCUCGCAAUCAGCUCCAACACCCCGCGAGCACAUGCGGUCCGCUCCUCCGCAGCAAGACUCUCCGCGUUGA
Molecule: messenger RNA, 1125 nt
Organism: Moesziomyces antarcticus
Lineage: Eukaryota; Fungi; Basidiomycota; Ustilaginomycetes; Ustilaginales; Ustilaginaceae
Product: metalloprotease
Exons: 3
Coding region: 1-1125 (374 amino acids)
Molecular function (GO): metallopeptidase activity
Source: RefSeq, a predicted model, not a curated record